AUGGAUAAUUUAAAUGCCCAGAUCUCCUUAGUUCAGCUGGAGCUGUAUUCUCAAGCGCUGGAUUUGCUGCUGCCCGCCUUCAGCUUGUUCCCCGAUAAGGAGUAUAUGAUUGUGCUGCAGCCAUCUGGUUCUGCUGCAGCAGGUGCUGCUGCUGCUGCUGCUGCUGCUGCUGCUUCUACUUGGUUGUCUUACUUCUAUCUAGCAGAGAGACACUGCAGCAGCACGCUGCAGCACAGUCUUUAUAUACUUCAUCGGCAAACCCUCUUGGGCCCUCCUCUAGUGCAGCCUUUGACUCCAAAGUACUGGCAGCAGGCAGCAGACAUCGCUGCUGCUGCAGGAAUUCGUCUCGAGGAUUUCAAACGCUGCAGCAGCAGCAGCAGCAGCAGCAGGAAGAACAAGAAGAACAGCAACAGCUGCAGCAGACAAGGCAGCCAGCUGGGGGCUAACGGGGAUGCUUCGGGUGGUUGCGCUUCUGCUGCUGCUGCGGAUACAGAGGAUGAAGGGUCUGCAGCAGCAGCAGCAGCAGCAGCAGCAGCAGGAGCAGGAGCAGCAACAGCAGCAGCAGCAGCAGCAGCAGAUGCUUCUCCUCAGCUGUUAGUUUGUUUAUCUGGGGGAGCUGUCGUAGGCAUAACUAACUGGAGCCCAAGUGCUGCAUCUGAAGAUUAA
This is a messenger RNA of Eimeria acervulina, 666 nucleotides long. RefSeq lists its product as hypothetical. The record is from RefSeq and is a predicted model, not a curated record. Bases 1 to 666 code for a protein of 221 amino acids. Lineage: Eukaryota; Apicomplexa; Conoidasida; Eucoccidiorida; Eimeriidae. The transcript is spliced from 5 exons.